AUGUAUGCGGAUCAGAAGGUACGAGAUUUAGAGUUCGCCGUUAGUUAUCAGGUUCUAUUGAAGAUUUCACCCAUGAAGGGUGUUAUGAGUUUUGGGAAGAGAGGUAAGUUGAGUCCGAGGUAUAUUAGGCCAUUUGAGAUCAUUGAUCGCGUGGGCGAUGUUGCUUAUGAGUUGGCCUUGCUACCAGGCUUGGCAAGCGUCCAUUCAGUUUUUCAUGUGUCUAUGCUGAACAAGUACCAUGCUGAUGGUACUUAUAGUGUUCGUUGGGACUCGGUAUUCCUUGAUAGUAAUUUGGCUUACGAGGAGGAGCCUCUUGCGAUUUUGGAUAGGCAG
Messenger RNA from Lycium ferocissimum, 333 nucleotides. RefSeq lists its product as uncharacterized. Lineage: Eukaryota; Viridiplantae; Streptophyta; Magnoliopsida; Solanales; Solanaceae. The record is from RefSeq and is a predicted model, not a curated record. The transcript has a single exon. The annotation marks the transcript as partial.